AUGAAUUUGACAAUCUUCGUUGGUCUGAUCGUGUUCUUUUGCGUGCAAGGUUGGUUGAUUUUGUGAAAGUUCAGUAAUCUCGUCAGGAUAUAAUUUGAGCUUUACUAGACAAUCUAUGUGUAUCUCUCAUCUUUUGAAAAGUUUUCAUAGUUAGUGUUCAUUACAUUACCGAGUGAGUUAGCGAGUCGGUGUGAAAUAGUGCUCCAUUACUUUUGAUUGUGCUUUUAGGCGAACGUGAGAGAAUUUGGUGAGAUUGUGUUAGUUUGAAUAUCAUCGGAACCUGUUUCACUUUCUUAAAGACACGUAACAUAACAACCGUAGAUCAAACAUUUGUUAAACUGACGACCUUUGUGCUAAUGGCAGUAGUGUUUAGUCAUGACAAUACGGAUGAUUCUAGUCAACACAGUCAUCAAAUAAUGAUUUCAUUCAUAUUUUCAUUAAAGUAUGUUUUUCGCUCACUACUGUGAGUCCAUAAUAACUGAACACAACAACAUCACUACAAUAGAUCAAACAUUUGUACUUUUGCACUAAUUUUCAAGAUGACGUUCAGUACACAGCCAUCAAAAUUACAUUACAGUAUGCUUUUCGCUCACUAUGGAAGGUCUCUUUCGGAAAAUAAAAACUCCCGAAGACGUUCACGCAGAUCCAGUUGGUCCCGAACCUUCAUUCGUUCGUCCGAUUAGUACAGUAGCUGGCAGACCUGUCAGUUCAUCUUACCAUCUUUUUAAAAUGUGAAAGUGAGUUGCAGGUGAUCCCGAGACGUUGGACCUACGAGAAGAAAUCGGAUCCGAGUUCGUUCGAGAAUCUGGCCCCCAAUCCGAUUCAUUCUCAACACAGACUCAUGAAUAUUAACCGGUUGAGAGGAAGGCUUAAUUGA
Molecule: messenger RNA, 877 nt
Organism: Caenorhabditis sp. 36 PRJEB53466
Lineage: Eukaryota; Metazoa; Nematoda; Chromadorea; Rhabditida; Rhabditidae
Source: the annotation of a GenBank genome assembly